AUGGCACUCAAAAGACUUGUCGGCAUUGAAAGGAAGAUGAGACGGGAUGACAGCUUUGCACGGGCCUACAAGUCGAUCAUGGAGGACUACGUCAACAAGGGUUACGCACGACGCCUGGAGCAGCAGGAAGUGGCAGCCGAUAACCGGGACAAGAUCUGGUACCUGCCGCACUUCGGGGUCGAGAACCCAAACAAGCCCGGAAAGAUCCGUCUAGUCUUCGAUGCCGCAGCCAAAGUGGGCAAUACAUCUUUGAACUCAGUUCUACUCAAAGGCCCACAACAGUUCAAGUCCCUGCCAGCCGUGCUCUUCCAUUUCCGGGAAGGAGCAGUCGGGGUCUGCGCAGACAUAAAGGAGAUGUUUCAUCAGGUGCUGAUACAGCCCCAGGAUAGAUGCGCCCAGAGAUUCCUGUGGAGGAAUGGAGAUGACCGGCGAGAUCCAGAUCUGUUCGAAAUGGUUGUGAUGACGUUCGGAGCCGCUUGUUCGCCGUGCUCAGCGCAUCAUGUGAAGACCAUAAACGCUUCAAGAUACGCCCAAGCAGAUCCUCGCGCGGUUCAGGCCAUCAAUGAGUAUCACUAUGUAGAUGACUACGUGGAUAGUUUCUCGGACGAGAAAGAAGCUAUCGCUGUAUCAGAACGAGUAAGGAAAAUUCAUGCUGAGGCCGGUUUCGAUUUGUGCCGCUUCUCAUCAAGUUCGGAAAGUGUGGUCAAGGCUUUGAACCCACUAGGAUCCAAUAAGAACGUUGAAUGGAAUGAAGCGGAGGAGAAAAUAUUAGGCAUGUACUGGCACCCAGCGACGGAUGACUUUAAAUUCAGCGUAAAGUACCACAGGGUUCCCAGCAGCGUGAUGACCGGAGAACGUGCACCCACCAAGAGAGAAUUCCUAAGUCUGGUUAUGUCAACAUUUGACCCGAUAGGAUUCUUGAGCUGCUUCAUGGUAACCGCCAAACUAUUGAUGCGUGAGAUUUGGCGGAGAGGAGUUCAGUGGGACGAGCCGUUGCCGGAUGAGUUAGCCAAAGCGUUUGAGAGCUGGAGGCUGGAAAUGGAUUACGUGAGAGAUUUCCGCUGUCCACGCUACUACUUUGGCACGGGAUGCGUACGUGAACUGCAGCUACAUGUGUUUGUGGACUCCAGCCAAUCGGCGUUCGCAGCAGUUGCAUUCUGGAGGGCGACUUAUGACAACGAUGAUGUGCGGUCCUAUUUCGUGUGUUCCAAAACGAAAUGCGCCCCGAUGAAGACGAUGACGAUCCCGCGCCUGGAGCUCCAAGCAGCUGUAUUAGGAACCAGGCUGAUGGACACCGUAAGACGAGAGCACGACGUAUCGAUCAGCAGAUGCGUGCUAUGGACUGACUCUAAGACCGUGCUGCACUGGAUAAGCAGCACCCACCGGCGGUAUAAGCAGUUCGUUGGAAACCGGGUGGCGGAGAUCUUAGAGUCAACGGAGGUGUCUCAAUGGAGGUGGAUACCGUCUGCCGAAAACGUGGCAGAUGACGCGACGAGGCCACAGCGCCAUGUGGACCUCAGCCAAGGGGCAAGGUGGAUGAGCGGGCCAUCAUUUCUGCGGGAGUCGGAAGAACAGUGGCCCAAGCCAUCUCCAAGUGAUCGCGACAGUCCACACUCCGCAGAAGAAGAGAUGCCGUGUGAGUUUACACUGGUAAUUGCCAACGAGUUUAUAUUUUUGCAGAGAUUUUCGAAUUAUAAUCGAUUGGUCAGGACCACAGCGUGGAUCCUCAGGUUCAUACGACGGUGCCGUGGAUUGAGUGACGAGAGUGAGGCCUACGGUAUUACAGCUACUGAGUGCGCGGAGGCAGAACGGAAACUGAUCCAGCGCGCCCAGGCUGAUACGUUCGCAGAUGAAGUUCAAGGAAAGGCAGUGGCGAAAGGCAGUCAGUUACGAGGACUAUCCCCUUACGUCGACCACGAUGGAAUCAUACGAGCGCGUGGACGGAUUGAUGCCGCCGAAUGCGUCCCAUUCAACGCACGGCGCCCGAUCAUACUGUCGCACAAACACGCACUGGCAGAGAUGAUAGUUCGUCACUACCACAGGAAGAUGAAGCACCAGAAUCUAGACGCGACCAUAAGCGAGAUCCGGACCAGGUUCUGGAUAACCAAUUUAAGGAGAGUUUUACGGAGUGUUAUGGCAACCUGUAACUUGUGCAAACUCCGGAGAGUACGACCAAUUCCGCCAUUGAUGGGUCCGUUGCCAGAGGACCGGCUGGAGCCGAAUGGAUGGCCAUUCAAGUAUACUGGCUUGGACUACUUUGGUCCGCUGUUUGUGACGAUUGGACGUCGCACUGAGAAGAGGUGGGUCGCACUCUUUACUUGUCUAACCACCAGGGCUGUCCACCUGGAGAUAGCCCACGAUUUGUCAACAGAUUCCUGCAUCAUCGCUAUGAGGAAUUUUAUGUGCCGCCGUGGACCGGUGGUCAGAUUGAGGAGCGACAAUGGAAAGAACUUUAUUGGAGCAGAUCGUGAGGCCAGAAAGUUCGAUGAAGUCUUCGAACCAGAAAAGAUCCAGGAUGAGCUGUCAUCCAAAGGAAUCGAAUGGAUCUUUAACUGUCCCGCGAACCCAGCUGCCGGCGGCAUCUGGGAAAGGAUGGUCCAAUGUGUGAAGAAGGUGCUCGCGCAUACUGUGAAGGAGGUGGCUCCUAAGGAACACGUCUUGGAGAGCUUUCUUAUUGAGGCGGAGAAUAUUGUUAAUUCUCGUCCGCUUACCCACCUUCCAGUCACUGUGGAUCAGGAGGCACCGCUAACGCCCAACGAUCUGCUAAGAGGAGUGGCUAAUGUUCCGGACCUUCCUGGAGAUCGCGGAGAGCAGCCUGUCAAGUGCGCUACUAGGGAAGCAGUGGCGUAUCGCACGGAUGAUGAGAGACAGAUUUUGGAAACGUUGGGUACAUGA
Messenger RNA from Drosophila eugracilis, 2895 nucleotides. RefSeq lists its product as uncharacterized. Lineage: Eukaryota; Metazoa; Arthropoda; Insecta; Diptera; Drosophilidae. Gene Ontology annotation, molecular function: nucleic acid binding. The coding region runs from base 1 to 2895 and encodes 964 amino acids. The record is from RefSeq and is a predicted model, not a curated record. Gene Ontology annotation, biological process: DNA integration. The transcript has a single exon.